AUGGUUUGGCAGAAUAUUCACCAAUUUGGUGGGAAGCUGAUGCGCAGGCGGCCUCUGCAGCUGGGCCAGGGGGACUCUGAGCAUCGCUUGUCUCGUUGUCUGAAGACCCUGGAUCUGGUGGCCUUGGGUGUGGGCAGCACCCUGGGAGCAGGCGUGUAUGUCCUAGCUGGAGAAGUGGCCAAAGAGAAAGCUGGACCGGCCAUCGUCAUCUGCUUCUUGGUGGCGGCCCUGACUUCUAUGUUGUCGGGACUCUGCUAUGCAGAGUUUGGGGCCCGGGUGCCAUGCUCCGGUUCCGCGUGUCUCUACACUUACGUCACAGUGGGUCAACUGGUGGCCUUCAUUACUGGCUGGAACCUCUUACUCUCCUAUGUCAUUGCAAUCAUGGCUUUCCUGUUUGAGCUCAGUGACCUUGUGAACCUCUCGUCCAUCGGGAUCAUGCUUGCUUACUCCUUGGUGGCCUUUUCUGUUCUUAUUCUCAGGUAGCAGCCAGACCAGAAUUUCAGCAAGAAUGAGAAGCCGAAGGAAGAAGUAGUUGAGAUGAAUUCUGUACCCAAAGCGAAAUCCCCAGAACGUGUUCCUGAAGCGUCCAGCACUCCGACGAGUCUGUGGAGCCCUGUCAGCACCGUCCCCACCCCGAGAUCUGGCCGCAUCGUCUAUGGAUGUGCUUUUCUGCUUGUUAUCCCGCUGACCAUGCUCUGCCUGGUACUGGCCCAUUGGCCCAAACGCCUGUUCUCUGGAGAGCCAAUCUAUGUCACAGCUGCUGUGCUACUGCUGGUGCUCAUUGCAGGAUUCGCUUUCACCAUCUGGAGACAGCCCCAGAGCAACACUCCUCUCUACUUCAAGGUCCCCCUGUUGCCUGUCCUCCCGUUGGUCAGCAUCUCUGUGAAUGUUUAUCUGAUGAUGCAGAUGACCACUGAGACCUGGGCCCAAUUUGGAGUCUGGAUGUUGAUUGGAUUUGCUGUGUAUUUUGGAUAUGGGAUCCGACACAGCUUGGAGAACGAUCAACAGCCACCUGCGUCAAGCUCCCAAACUCCUCACGAAAACAUCGCUAGUCCUCGCUGAAUUAGUUUAACCACAGAAAAGGGAUGGGCCAGUCCACUGGAGGUGUCCUCUGCAUGAAGGGAAAGUGUGAAGCUCUGUAAAGUGUGAAGGUGGGAUGCAUUUAAAGCCCCAUGUGCAUUGCCAGUGAGCAAAUGCUUUUUUAAAAACUUUAUUUUGUUUUUUGUUUGUUUGUUUGUUAUAGAGAUGAGGACUUGCUCUGUUGCCCAGGCGGAACUUGAACUCCUGGGCUCAAGUGAUCCUCCUGCCUCAGUCUUCCGAGUAGCUGGGACUACAGGCACCUCAUCAUGCCCAGCUUAACAAAAUAACUUUAUUAUUAUUAUUAUUUUUUCUUUUUGAGACAGUCUCGCUCUGUCGCCCAGGCUGGGGUGCAGUGGUGUGAUCUUGGCCCACUGCAAUCUCCGCCUCCUGGGUUCAAGUGAUUGUCCUGCGUCAGCCUCCAGAGUAGCUGGGAUUACAGGCACGUGCCACUGUGCCCGGCUAAUUGUUGUUUAUUAGUAGACGCGGGGUUUCACCAUGUUGGCCAGGCUGGUCUUGAACUCCUGACCUCAAGUGAUCCACCUGCCUCAGCCUCCCAAAGUGCUGAGAUUACAGGCCUGAGCCACUGUGCCUAGCCAAAAUAACUUUAAAAACUUACAUUUUAAAAAAAAUUGACAAAUAAAAAUUGUCUAUGUUUAUGGUGUA
Piliocolobus tephrosceles (Ugandan red Colobus) is the source of this 1743-nucleotide messenger RNA. Its product is annotated as cationic amino acid transporter 3-like. Gene Ontology annotation, molecular function: amino acid transmembrane transporter activity. Gene Ontology annotation, cellular component: plasma membrane. NCBI's taxonomy places the organism in Eukaryota, Metazoa, Chordata, Mammalia, Primates, Cercopithecidae. The transcript is spliced from 6 exons. The record is from RefSeq and is a predicted model, not a curated record. Gene Ontology annotation, biological process: amino acid transport; transmembrane transport.